UGAGCUGGCUGUUUGUUAGCAACAUCCUUGAGAAAUGCAACGUGGAUUUGUCUACGAGUCCUUUACAUAAAGGGCUGCACUUUGCUCCAGAUUUCCAUGACUGCAAACCAAACGUCACCAUCAGUCUGUGAUCACUGGUUUGAAGAUAAAUUAUAAUAUUAUUUUUAAAUUUUUUUUUCUCUCAUUCCUUUUUUUGGAUAAAUUCUGGUUUCUCACAGUGCAUGUCUCAUUUUUAAUCCAGAUGCUGCUUGAUCUGUUAAAAUUGCUCUCCAGAGGAGCUGAUACAUCAGUGAACACCCACUAAACGACCAUCGUUCUUUUACGAGGCACCUUUCUGAAGCGUGCAGCAUGACAGAGCUCCACGAAGCCGCGGCUUUGGGGGACUAUGACCUGGUGGAUCGGAUACUGAGGACAGGGCGCUGUGACCCGAAUCACAAGGAUGUCGACUGGCAUGACAGGACCCCGCUGCACUGGGCUGCUGCAAAAGGGAAAUCGGAGCUGGUAAAGCUCCUUGUGGAUCACGGCGCCCGGCAUUGCCUGCGGAGCAACGUGGGCUGGACGCCGGCUCACUUUGCUGCCAAGUCGGGGAGACUGGGGGUACUUCGCACCCUUCAUUCCCUGCAUGCUGCCAUGGACGCGGCCGACCUCUUUGGCGACACUCCCAAGAGGCUUGCGGAAAUCUACGGUCACCAAGACUGCUCCAGGUUCUUAGAAACAGCAGAGGAGGAGAGCAGAAACUAUCGCAGGACAGCCGCAAUAAAAGGAAUCCCCUUAGACCAGAGAGAUGAAGACUGGGAACUCAAGAAAGAAGAGCUUAAGAGAAAUCCACCGUGUUCUUGGGAGAACUACACAUCCUCUGCUCAAAAGAAAAAUAAAAGAAUAAGGAGGAAGCAGUAGUGUGCCCUGACUAUUUGAGAAUUUGCAGUGCAGAGCAAAGACACUGGCAGACCUCAGGAGCAUCUGCAGGGUGAAAUAUGGAUGAGCAGGAGAAGCAGAUGGGCACAGGAAUGCAUCUUGUGAUGUACUGAAAAUACUGUCGUUAAUAGGGAGCAGGUGGAAGUGCUUCUGUCUGUCUGCAUGUGUCAGAUCUCAAAUAUCAGGAAACUGCAGAAGUUGUUUAAAUAUACUAAUAAUCUAAUUCACUGAAAUGUAUAAAUAUACAGAAAUGACAGCAGUUACCCAUAUUGUCUGAGAGGGAAAUGGUUUUGUUCCUAAUUGAUUCAUGAAAGCAUCUGGGACUGUGGUUCUGCUCACUCUGGUGAUGUCUGUGGCUUUUGCUUGUUUGCUUUUGGUUCUGAGUCAACCAUGGAGCUCUAUAGAGGCUCGUAGCCUCUGGCGGUGCCUCUCUCUUUGGGAGUGGGGUGUAGUUGCUUCUUCUGGCUGAAGGGGAGAUGUUAAUGUUGUCCUUUUACAGGACACAUGGGUCUAACAGCCUGUAUCUACCAUUCCUGGCCCAGCAGAAGGGAAAACAUGCUCCCUCGUUGCAACUUUCAGACAUCCGUGACUGCAAAGACAGAGCGCUGCCUUCAGUGCCCCCAGCCAUUUUCAUGUCUAUGCUCAUAGGAAUGCUGUGGAACGAGUCCUGAGCGUCCCUCUGCUCAUCAACACUUUCCAUGGCAAAAAGACAUUUUUAACUCUCACCUCUCAAUCAUAAAAAAUUUGAAUUUGACCCAAAGCAGUUUUCCACACCAUGUCAGCAGUGGGCAGCCAUUUGUAUUGACUUCCGACAUCUUUUACAUGUCUGCUUCCCUUCCCCUUAUGUGUUUGCCUCCUUUUCCCUCUGCUUUCCCUCCACUACCCAAACCUGCUCCUCCUGGAGUGCCUGGGUUACAGAUGUCCUUCGCACCCAGCCACAACACUCAGGCAUCGCAAUCACAACCCACAACUCUCUGAUUCAUCUCCCUCUUCUAGAUUUCCAGGGACUAAUUCAUCUGUCUACACAGAAGUGUCUAAUGCCUCUUGAGAUGCUCUUGAGUAUCCAGGCUGACCCUGUAGGUCUCCAGAAGAUCAGAGAUGUAGCUCCUGACCCCGUGCAGAUGCCUCAGAUACCCUGACUUGAGAUGCCUGUGUGGGGACAAACGAGUCAAGCUCCCGCUUUGUCUUUUGUCAUUGUCCUGGUUUUCAGCUGGGAUAGAGUUAAUUUUCACAAGACGCUGGGAGGGGACACAGCCAGGACAGCUGACCCAAACUAGCCAAAGGGUGUCCCAUACAUAUGACAUCAUGCUCAGUAUACACGGGGGGAAGCUGGCCGGGGAGGAGUGCCUGCUCAGGGACGGGCUAGGCAUCCGGUUCUGGGCGGUGAGCAAAUUGCAGUGUGUGUUCUUUUACAAGUAUUAUUGUUGUUAAUUUCCUCUUCCUUUGCUGUCCUAGUAAACUGUAUUUAUCC
Grus americana (Whooping crane) is the source of this 2386-nucleotide messenger RNA. RefSeq names its product ankyrin repeat domain 66 (gene ANKRD66). Gene Ontology annotation, molecular function: protein binding. The coding region runs from base 349 to 897 and encodes 182 amino acids. The transcript is spliced from 3 exons. Lineage: Eukaryota; Metazoa; Chordata; Aves; Gruiformes; Gruidae. The record is from RefSeq and is a predicted model, not a curated record.